GUGAAAUUUUUUUGAACGGACAAAAGACUCCCGCGUAGUUUUGAAUUAAGCUCCGGCAUCGGCAUCGUCAUCGUCGUCUUCUUCACCGGAAUCACUCCGGCCGAGAUUGAAGUUGAAAAACCUAAUCGAUACGAUGGAGAGCGAAGGAAUUGAAUCGAACAGAAAACGCAUGAAGCCUGAUAGUCGCGAGGAAGGAGACGGAGCUGUCUCAGACUCGGAGAUGGCGCAGAGGGAAGAGUUCGGGAUGAGUGUGGCAGGAUCUGAAGAGGUGGAGCUUUCGAUCAGUCAGAUCCUUGGAAAGAUUGACCGGUUCACUGAGAUGAUAUCGGAGCUGCUUGAUUCGGGGAAGGCGGUGUUCAAGAAGAUCAGCGAUGAUUAUGAGGAGCGAUUGAUUAUGAUUCACAAGGAGCAAAUGGAGAAAUGGCAGGAGGAGAUCAGAGAGUUGCGCGCGAUUGAUGCUUCGAAUGAGGAGGCUAGUGCUGUGCUGCAUAAUGCUACAUAUCUGCUUCAGAAUCCUCAUGUUGAUUCUUGAAGGUUUCCAAGCCAAAGAGUUCGAGGAUUUUCAUUCUGAUAAUUUCAAAUGGAAGGCCCCUGUUGCCAUUGAUGUAGGGAAGUUACAACCUAAAAAUGCAAUGCUAAGUAUUUUAGUUCAACUAAUUGCUGCCUUCUCAUGUAUAAACUAAUUUCUAUCUUGCUCUGAUAAACAUGUUCUAAUUGCAUGUGUUGGCAUUCAUCCAAGAUUUACCUCUGUAAGAGACGUGUUCAGUAAAUACAGAUGAAAUGGUUUCAUUCA
Messenger RNA from Rosa chinensis, 793 nucleotides. RefSeq lists its product as uncharacterized. The transcript has 6 exons. Lineage: Eukaryota; Viridiplantae; Streptophyta; Magnoliopsida; Rosales; Rosaceae. The record is from RefSeq and is a predicted model, not a curated record. Bases 134 to 532 code for a protein of 132 amino acids.